Trichoderma reesei QM6a is the source of this 738-nucleotide messenger RNA. RefSeq lists its product as uncharacterized. Lineage: Eukaryota; Fungi; Ascomycota; Sordariomycetes; Hypocreales; Hypocreaceae. Gene Ontology annotation, molecular function: S-adenosylmethionine-dependent methyltransferase activity. The transcript is spliced from 3 exons. The coding region runs from base 1 to 738 and encodes 245 amino acids. The record is from RefSeq and is a predicted model, not a curated record.
AUGACAGCCAGGAAGGAAUAUAGAGAACUUGCCACUCGGGAGUACUGGGACAAGUACUAUGCCGCGGCCAAAAAGUCCAAUGAAAAGGGGCACGAGUGGUUUCGCACCUACGAGCAGCUGAAGCCUUUUUUCGCUCGCAAUCUCUUUAACCGGGAGGGAUUGCAAGUCAAGGAUAACCCCAUGAUUCUGCAUCCCGGGUCCGGAGAGAGUGACAUUCCCCUGUGGCUAGCGAAAGAGGGCUACAAACGACAGCUAUGCUUCGAUUUCUCGAAGGAUAUCGUUGAGACGAUGAACGAAGUAAUAAGCAAAAUGAAGGAUGCGAACGAGAUAGAGAACAUAGAAUACCGAGAAAUGGACGCUUUUAAUAUGGAAGGAAUACCUGACAAGUCCAUCGACGUUGCGUUCGACAAGGGCAUGAUGGACUCUCUUAUCGACGGCGAUCCUUGGAAUCCCGGCCCCGAAGUCAGAAGAGAUACGAGGAACUACCAGAAAGAGCUUCACCGAGUGCUGAAGGAUGACGGAGUCUUUCUCUACAUCACUUUCAGACAGCCCCAUUUCGUAGAGCCAUUGUUGAUCCCGAACGAUUCAGAGAUCUUGUGGGAUCUUCAUAAGGAGGUUCUGAUAGACAAUGCCGCCUCCUUGGGCUACUUCGCGUGGGUGAUCAGGAAGAAAGGCGCUCCUGUUCGGCCGCUGGUCGAAGCUCCAUCCGAAACAAAAUCAGACGACCAAGACUCAUAG